UCAAAAUGACAGCAAUAACAAUUGUGUGUGCUGGCAAGAAGUAAACGAAACGUCUUUAAAAUUUUACAAAUUUAUUUUAUUGUUGAAAAUCAUAUUUUUUAAAAGUGUACACAAUGUCCUGGCUCAAUUUGAAUGACAGUUUAAAUAGUCUCAAGGGGCAGUUAUCAAACUUUGCCAAUAAUGUUUUGGCUGACGACGAUCCUAGUAAAGAUGGUGAUACUUCACAAAGUGAUUUAGAAAAAAUACAGGAAAUCUGCAGUCAGCAACAGGAAGAAAUAAAUUACCUCAAAAAAGUAAAUGCGGAGCUUCGUCAAGGGGACAGUGCAGCUGUGUUCCCUCAAAAUGACGCCAAUCAAACGAGUGAAAAUUGGUCCUGGGAAGUGUCCGACGCCGACAACCCAGAAUCGGAAAAAUCGAAAACGCAAAAAAUUAUUGCCGACCUGAAAAAAACCAUCAGCGAUCUCGAAAACGAAAAACAAGAGCUUGUAUCUAGUUUAGACUUACUGGACUCCGAACACCAGUUAAACACUGAAAAAUUAAUUAAUCUGAAAGAUAAACUACAAGAAAAUUAUAACGAGCUUGAAGAUAAAUACAUCGCUUUGAAAAAGAACAACGAAUCGUUAGUCGAAAGUCGAAAACAAAUAAAAAAUCAGUUGGAUGAUUUAAAAUCGAAACAUGAGAAGAGUGUUCCUACUGAAGAAUCGGCGUGUAAUAAAUGUGAGAGUUUACUAAAAGAAAAUCAAAAGUAUGUUUCCGAUUUGGAAACUUUAAGAAACGAAAUUGCCGUCUUAAAGAGCAACAAUGCCACCUUGCAAAAAGUCUUAGACGACAGUAAAAGUGCAAACGAUGAACAGCUUACGAAAUUAGAAGAAAACCUAAAACUGUGCGAAUCGGAGAACAAAAUUUUGGUGAUGGAAUUGAAGAAAGCAACACAAUCGAUGGCCGAGUUUGAAAGAAAGAGCGAAAUUGAUAAAGAAAAUUUCAAAAAAUUGGCGAACAUCCUUGAAGGUUACGAACAACAAGUUAGUUCUUUGAAAGACCAGUUGAGCAAAAAAGAAACCACUGAAGAUACUGAAAAGGUGAAAAGUGAACUCGAAGAGGAGUUAAAGCGAGUGAUUUUAGCAAAAGAACAAACGCACACGAAAUACGUCAAUAUUUUGACCGAAAAUAUGAAAAAAUACGCCGAUUGUGAUAAACCAUUGCAAGAAGUGUCGAAUUCUGCCAGUGAUGACGAUCCUCAAGUUUCCGAAUUUAGUCAUCAAGUUGAGAGUAUUUUGAAUAUUUUAUUGGACCUCAAGUGCAAAUGUGAUAAUUUGGAGAAGGAAUUGUUUAAUGUUACGCAAGAAAAGACAAACAUGUUAUCUGAGAAAAACCACGAAAUCGAGAAAUUGAUGCAAAACUCUGAAAUUUUGAGUCAGGAAGUUAUCAGAAAGUCGCAGACUAUUAAAGAUUACGAGAGCGAGUGUAGCGAGUUGCUCAAAAACAACGAUAUGUUGAUAAACGAACUGGAAAUGUACAAAAACAGUUCGGGUCUUCAGACAAUUUCCGAAUCGAAUGAAGAUAAUAUUUUGUUGUUGGAGUCACAACUUGAGAACGCCAAUAAGAAAAUUGAAGAGUUGGAGAAGAUUAUCUCCGAUAUGGAGAAGGCCGAGGAACCAUCUGAAGAGACAGAGGAGGGGAAAGUCACCAAAGCGAGUUAUGAAGAGUUGUUGAGGGAUUAUGACGAACUGAAGAAAACUAAUAACCUGUUGAAGAACGAACUUGAAACGCUUCAACAAUCCAACAUUUCGAUCAACGACGAAAAUCAGAAGCUUAAUUCCAUGUUUGAAAAAGUCAAGUCCGAUUUGGAAAACGCAGAAUAUCAGUAUAUCGAAAUGAACGUGAAUACCGAAUCGUUAAGGGAAGAAAUCGACAGUUAUAAGAAGAAAAAUGAAGAAUUGAUUGAGCAAAAGUUGAGUUUGGAAAAGCAAAACGUGGAAUAUGAACGAAAUAACGAAGAUAUUCGGAGUGAAUUUAAUGUAAUCAAAGAAAAAUUCCUGCUUGAAGAAGACGCAAGGAAACAACUUGAAAGCCAAGUCAGAAGUUUGACCGAAAAACUCCAAAAUGCAAAAAUGAGCGAGACUAGUCUGAAGCUACAGUAUGACACCGUCAGUAAGGAGUUGCUGGGUUUAAGUGAGGCUAAACAAAUGGCUGAAGCCAAAUUGCAAAAUUGUCUUGAGAAUUUUAACCAAUGCCAAAGUGAUUUGGUUAAAUAUCAGGAGGAGAUUGAGAAGUUGAAGAAGGAACAUAAAGAGGAUCCUACUUUUGAAGAAGUGAAUAUUGAGAAUAAUUCAACUUUGCUUGAAAAGACUAAUUUGGAGCUUGAAGAAAAAUUGUCUUCUAUCUCUGAGGAACACUCAAAUUGCCGUCAAAAUAUUGCCGAGUUGGAGCAAAAAAUCGAGGAAUUAAGUGCCACAAAAAACGAACUCACCAACGUCAUCAUAACCAAACACCAGGAAAACGUAACAUACCACAAUGAAAUUCAACGCCUCUCCCAAGUAUUAACCACCGAAAUGGACAAGAAUCGCAACUUGGAAGCGCUACUCCAAAGCCUCAACAGUACGGAAAAUCAGAAGCAAAAUGAAGAAAUUGAGAAACUAACCGAUCAAAACAACUUCCUGCGACAGAAAUGCGAAGUUCUUGCUGAAAAUUUGCUCCAGGAACAAAGCAAAGUCCAGCAGAUGUUAGCAGAACAGAACAGUCCGUCAGAGAGGGAACAGGGCUUGGCUAAGAAGCUGGAACGUCUUCAGAGUCAUUUGAUCGAAGUUGAAGAGCACUACACUCAGGAGCUGCUCAGAGCUGAGGAGAGGAACACUGAGCUGCAAGCGAAAGUUAACGAGAUUGAGCAAAGGGAGAAGAAUUCGAGUACGAUGUACACUUCGGUUAGUAUCAGGGCGAAUCAACACGUGGAGACGUUGCAACAUCAACUUCAGUUGAUAACCAAUCAGAGGGAUGAGUUGAGGAGGAAGAUUUCCGAUGCUGAGGACCAUGCGAGUAAACAGGAGGCAGCGUUGGCUAACUUGCAGUUUGUUUUAGAGCAGUUUCAGAAAGAAAAAGAAAACGACGUUGAGAAAGAAACGGAGAGGAUUAGGCGGCAAAUUCAGGCCGAAAAACGCGUCCAAGACGAUUUGAGGGGAGAGAUAUCCAAUCUUCAGUCGCAGUUAGAGGAGAGUAAGCAGGGGCUUUUGGCUGCUUCUCGAAUCAGUGACCAAUUAGAGCAGUCAAAACAUUUGAUCAGCAAUCUAAAAUCGGAAGUUUCACAGCUGAAGGAGAAAUUGCAAAAAAGUGAGGACCAGAUUAAAGCCCUCUCUAGCCAAACCGACGGUAAAGUCGACAAAUCCCUAAUCAAAAACCUGGUCAUAGGUUUUGUGUCAACAAAUAACAACUUGACGAAAGACCAAACUCAAAUUCUCAAAAUUAUCGCAACAGUUCUGGACUUCAGUCAGCAAGACCACGAUAAACUCAACCUGAAUAAGCCACAACAGGGGUGGUUAAGUUCACUUUUGGCCCCGCAAACAUCGCAAGGGAUGACCCAGGAAUCAUUGUCUCAAGCGUUCGUUAAAUUUUUAGAAAACGAAUCAAAACCGAGACUGGUUCCAAGUUUGUUAAGCAACAAUGGGGAAGCGCCAAAAUCGCGAAAAAACAGUGUUACAGUUCCUAGGCAGUCGCCGAGCAUUUUGUCCGAGGUGGUGUUGCCCACGUUCGCGGAUUUCGCCCAAAACAGGAAUUCCAGUUCGAUUUUAAAAGAUGUGUUGAAGGAUAAUAGUUAAUAAUUUGGUUUAUUUGUUAUUGUUUUGUUGGUUGUAUUGAAUUUAUCAAAUUUUGUAAGUAUACCUGCUGUGCAAAUAUUGUUACAUAUUUAUAUUUAUAAAAUAAAAGCUUGUAUAAAAUU
This is a messenger RNA of Tribolium castaneum (red flour beetle), 3931 nucleotides long. RefSeq names its product Golgi microtubule-associated protein (gene Gmap). The coding region runs from base 114 to 3809 and encodes 1231 amino acids. Gene Ontology annotation, molecular function: small GTPase binding. Gene Ontology annotation, biological process: Golgi organization; endoplasmic reticulum to Golgi vesicle-mediated transport. Gene Ontology annotation, cellular component: Golgi apparatus. The record is from RefSeq and is a predicted model, not a curated record. The transcript has 6 exons. NCBI's taxonomy places the organism in Eukaryota, Metazoa, Arthropoda, Insecta, Coleoptera, Tenebrionidae.